CGCGUGAAGUUUGUGAUCCGGCAUAACUCCCAGUAGAAGAAGAACAAGCGGCAGCGCGGGACGAAACAGUGGUUUAAGAUGUCUAAGAGGAAGAACAAUCAUCUGUUGGAAGUGGCACGAAAAAGAGCGAAGUCAUCACCGGCAGAGCCGACAGAAGAUGAAGAAAGAAUUUGCUCCGAUCAAGGCAGUAGUGCUCUUUGGGCACAGCACAGUGCCUCAGGCGAGGUUGGCAUUAUAGAGAAGAUUUUUUUGAAGAACUUCAUGUGUCAUUCUCUUCUUGGUCCUUUUACAUUUGGGUCAAAUGUCAACUUUAUCGUUGGAAGUAAUGGAAGUGGUAAAAGUGCAAUACUCACAGCUCUGAUUGUGGGUUUGGGUGGAAAAGCACAGACUACCAACAGGGGCUCUUCUCUUAAAGGCUUUGUCAAAGAAGGCGAGAGCUCUGCAGAAAUCUCAAUCACACUGAGGAACCGAGGCCAGGAUGCAUAUAAGCCAGAUGUGUUUGGACAGUCCAUCACCAUUGAUCUUCGUAUCUCCAGUGAAGGACUGAGAACCUACAAACUCAAAAGCAAAACAGGUCUGCUUGUGUCAUCCAAAAAAGAAGAACUGGUAGCAAUUCUUGAUCACUUUAAUAUUCAGGUGGACAAUCCUGUUUCUGUCCUCACACAGGAAAUGAGCAAACACUUCCUCCAUUCCAAAGGAGAGGGAGACAAGUACAAAUUCUUUAUGAAGGCAACUCAGCUGGAGCAAAUGAAAGAAGAUUACAGCUACAUUAUGAAAACAAAAACUGUGACCCAAAAUACACUUGAGAAACAUGAAGCGACUCUGCAGGAAAUACGAAAUAAAUACAAGGAAAAAGAGGACAGGUAUAAGAAUCUGGCCUCGCUGGAUGAAAUGCAGGAGAAACUGAACCAUUUAAAACAUCAAAUGGCCUGGGCACUGGUGGCCGAAAUGGAAGAGGAAGUUAAGCACAUGAGAGAGAGAAUUGCAGAGGAAGAGAAAUCUACCAUUAAAUAUGACCGGAAGGUGGAAGAGUGGAAGGGAAAAGUAGCAGAAGCUGAACGAAGGUAUAAACAGUUUCAUGAUCAGUUGGAAUGUGUUACUGAGCGUGUCCAAAAGCUGCAGCCCGAGUGUGGUCAACUUCGGAACAAAGCACAAGAGUGUAACAAAGCUUUCCGAACUGCAGAGGCUUGCUUUCAUAAACAAAAGACUAAUGUAAGAGAUUUGGAAAGGGACAAAGAGCAACUCCUCAAGCGCAUCAAUGAACUGAAAUACAGUAUUACUCAGUUGAAUGCAGCGGACAGUCAGACCCGUAUGAAACAGCUAAAUCAGAUUCAGGCUGAGUUGGAUGCUCUGACUUUGCAAGAGUCCACGUUGGCUCAGCAGGUUGGGCAGUUUCAGCAGGCCUGCGCUAGUGCCAAAGACAAGCUCAGUAAGAUGAGACGAGAGGAGCAUGAUUUGCAGCGUGCUAUUGACAAAAAGCAGCAUGAACUGGCUGCUAUGGAGGGUAGUAGACAAGGUGGGCUCCGCCGUUUUGGUGAACAAAUGCCAGCAUUCAUAGCAGCCAUAGAAGAGGCUGAUCGCCAAGGACAAUUCCGAAGAAAACCUGUUGGACCACUUGGAUUCUGUAUCCGCUUGAGGGAUGCAGACUUGGGUCUUGCUGUGGAGAGCUGUCUGAAGUCCCUGAUGUUGGCUUUCUGCUGUGAUAACUACAUGGAUGAGAAAGUACUACAGGCUCUCAUGAUUCAAAGCUUUCCUCAUGGACAAAGACCUCAAAUUAUUGUCACUGAAUUUACUGACGCACCCUACAACAUCAGCCACAGAGCUAUCGAUCAUCCUGAAUACCCGUCAGUACUCCAAGCUCUUGAUAUUGACAAUCCAGUUGUGACCAAUUGUUUGAUUGACAUGAGAGGUAUAGAGACUGUUCUUCUUAUUAAGAAUAAUAAAGAUGCACGGCGGGUGAUGCAGGGAGGACAUCCUCCUCGAAACUGCAAAGAGGCGUUUACACGUGAAGGAGACCAAGUGUACAAUAACCGGUACUAUUCCUCAUCCCAGCAAAGGGCACGCUACCUAAGCCAUGAUGUGGAGCAGGAAAUCAGGCAUUUACAAGUGUCCUUGAGGACUCAAGAGGCACAUUUUAAGGGUUUCAAGCAGCAGAUUCGGGAUGUGAUCACCAACAUUAAUCAAAAUGAAGCUCUGCUGAAGAGAACCCUUGAUGAUCACAGAAGGGUCAAGGAUCAAUGCCGAAAACUUCAGAUGGAGGUGAAUGACUUGUGUGUUGUGGAAGAGCCGCAGUCAGAAGACCUGAAGCCACUGGAAGAUGAAUUAGAGGAGCUGAGUAGCAGGUUAGCUGUUUGUCAGGAGGAAUAUGAGACCGAGCAGCAGCAGAUGCUCACACUGAAAAGGGCAUAUGAGGAAGUGGAACUUCUCUACCGCCAGCACAAAGAAACCAUAAACAGUGUGGCUGAAGAGGCAGAACCCAUUAAGGAGGAGCUGAGUAAGAGUGACCAAGAUGUAGAAAAAAGUAUGCACCAUAAGAAACAUUAUGAGGAGAAACGUAAAGCACACAUCAACAACAUACAAGCUCAGAAGAUGAUCUUGGAAAAUAAGGAACAGGAAUUGAAGGCUUCUGUAGUGAAAGCUUCAGAAAUCUGCCCAGAGCGUUUAGAUAUAAGAAGAACAGCUAAGAGUCUUGACAAUGAGAUCAGUCAUUUAAAACAUAAAAUUAGCACUCAGCAAGACCAACAUGGAGACAGAGACACCAUAAUCAGGCAGUACCAGGAGGCCUUGGAGAACUAUAACAGUGUUGCCCAGCACGUAAAGGGUCUCAAACACUUCAUCCACCUACUCAGCAAGAUCACGAACACGCGGCAUAAUGUCUAUACUGAAAUGAGGAGGUAUCUUUCUGUGCGCUGUAAAUACUAUUUUGACUCUAUGUUAUCCCAGAGAGGAUACACAGGAACGAUGGUAUUCAAUCACAAGAAAGAGGCCCUCUCCGUUUCAGUGCAGCCUGGAGAGGGUGAUAAGGCUACUCUCAGUGAUAUGCGCUCUUUGUCUGGAGGGGAACGAUCAUUUUCCACCGUCUGUUUUGUUUUGUCUCUUUGGGCCAUAGCUGAAGCUCCAUUUCGUUGCUUGGAUGAAUUUGAUGUGUACAUGGACAUGGUGAAUCGCCGGAUUUCCAUGGACAUGAUGUUGAAGAUUGCAGCUAGUCAGCGCUACAGACAGUUUAUUUUCCUCACUCCACAGAGCAUGAGCUCUCUGCCAGUGAAUAAUUUGACCCGUAUCCUGCGUUUAAAUGACCCAGACCGUCGCCAGUCCAUUCUCUCCUUUGGCCAAAUAAAUUCUGAAGUGCCGGAGUGAGACUGCAAUCAAAGUCAAAGUUUGAAUGAAAUGGGUCAAGUGAGACUUCUGCGUCAUUUGCAUGUUUAUCAGACUGUGUAAUAUUCUUGCAGUAUUCAGGUCUUGUACAAAGAAUUAAAGGUAGACAUUCUUACGUCCAUUUAAAGGUUGUUCUUUACAUGCUUUACAGGAGUUGUUUUUUUUCUGUCAUCUUAAAUGUACUUUAACAUCUGUCUUUCAAACAAAGGGGAAUAAAGAUAAAAUCAAUCUAAAUAUCAAAAGAGGUUGUCUAAAAAACAGUAUUGUGUUGUUGUCAUGUCAGUUGAUUGUGAUCGAUAGGUGAUUGUUACACUGUAUUGCCAGAUGGUUUGUCACCACAUGGGAAUGUUAUUUGUUGAAAACUGAAAUCUCCUGACAUGCAUCACUGUUAUUCAGCAUUUUAAGUUUACUUACAAUACAGCACAAUCUGAAGUUGCUUUGAUCAUUAAAGAAAAAAAUCCUCCCAUGUUUGUUGCACAUGCAUUAAAACCAGUUUUGCACCUUCUGAA
Pygocentrus nattereri (red-bellied piranha) is the source of this 3884-nucleotide messenger RNA. RefSeq lists its product as uncharacterized. Gene Ontology annotation, cellular component: Smc5-Smc6 complex; nucleus; site of double-strand break. Gene Ontology annotation, molecular function: damaged DNA binding; single-stranded DNA binding. The transcript is spliced from 27 exons. Lineage: Eukaryota; Metazoa; Chordata; Actinopteri; Characiformes; Serrasalmidae. Gene Ontology annotation, biological process: double-strand break repair via homologous recombination. The record is from RefSeq and is a predicted model, not a curated record. The coding region runs from base 79 to 3357 and encodes 1092 amino acids.